UCUUCUCGCGAUAUCUCUCCAGCGAGGCAGCUGUACAAGGUCGUUUAAGACCUGGACACGUGUUCACGUCACCUAAUAUAUUCUAGAAACCUUGACCAGAUCACUUUAACCGUGGCUCUUGCUUUUAAAUCCGUUUUACUGCGUAGGUAAGAUGUCUAGAGGAAGCCGCAGUCGAUCCUCCGCUCCGGCAAGUCACAGCCCCGCCCCGUCCCACGCGCCAUCCCACGCGCCCAUGCCUGUCCAGCCCGCCCCUGCUGCCAUGGCCCCAGCCCAGCCCCAGGGGCCAGGCCUCAUGGCCCAGAUGGCCACCACCGCUGCUGGGGUAGCAGUGGGCUCGGCCAUGGGUAGCGUGAUGGGAAGCGCCCUCACCGGAGCCUUCAGUGGAGGCAGCAGCAGCAGCCCGGAGCCGGCCAGGCCCGCCUACCAGGAGGCCCCCAGGCCGGCCCCCGCUGCUUCCGGACCCUGCCACUAUGAGGUGAGGCAGUUCCUGGACUGUGCGACGACCCAGGGCGACCUCAGCCUUUGUGAAGGGUUCAGCGAGGUCCUCAAACAGUGCAAGUCCUCCCAUGGUGUGACGGCAUUGGUGUAAGGGUCGGCAGCCAUUUGGAAUCAUAACACUAGAAUACACUUUCAUCUCUUUGUUUGUUUGGUUGAUUGGUAAUUGUAAAUUAUGAACGGUUUUUGAUGAAACUUCAAUAAAUUGCUGCUAACUUUU
Molecule: messenger RNA, 715 nt
Organism: Gadus morhua (Atlantic cod)
Lineage: Eukaryota; Metazoa; Chordata; Actinopteri; Gadiformes; Gadidae
Gene: chchd10
Product: coiled-coil-helix-coiled-coil-helix domain containing 10
Exons: 4
Coding region: 152-589 (145 amino acids)
Biological process (GO): mitochondrion organization
Cellular component (GO): mitochondrion; nucleus
Source: RefSeq, a predicted model, not a curated record